Messenger RNA from Halichondria panicea, 993 nucleotides. Its product is annotated as protein BCCIP homolog. Gene Ontology annotation, cellular component: nucleus. Lineage: Eukaryota; Metazoa; Porifera; Demospongiae; Suberitida; Halichondriidae. Bases 54 to 971 code for a protein of 305 amino acids. The record is from RefSeq and is a predicted model, not a curated record. The transcript is spliced from 7 exons.
AUGGUUGUGUAAUUUUGAAAAACAAAUCCUUCAUCUGUAGAGCUAGAGCUAGUAUGCCUCCUAAGAAGAGAUUGAGGUCUUUACAGGAGCCCCAGAGCGAAGAGUCUGAGCAGGAUAGCAGUGGAUCUGAUCAGAGUGAUGCUGAGCAGGAAAUUCACGUUGACUUUGAGGCAUUCAGCAUCAGUGAAGACGAUUUCCACGGCAUUCGUUGUCUACUGAAGCAGUCAUUCGCUGGCUCUAGUGUCGAUGUGUCAGCACUCACUGACCUCAUUAUCAAACAAGCCGAUCACAUCGGAAGUUCAAUCAAGGUGUGUGAUGAUGAUAAUGCUGACUCAGCAGGGGGCAGCCCCUCGGCUAGUGGCGGUGAUGAUGAGUGUGUGUUUGGAGUGACCACUCUGGUCCAUCUCAACUACCACAAGGCCAGUGACUGUGUGAAGCAGAUCAAAGAGCUUCUCUUGACUCAGUGCAAGUCUCAUGCUGACUCCAUGCUUCUUAGACUGUCACAGAUUUUGACGGAAUCAGUUGGACUUGUUAUUAAUGAGAGACUUUUAAACAUCCCAGCAGAGAUUGCUUCUCCUAUGCUCAACAGUUUGUUAAUUGAACUGAAAGAAUCAUCACAAAAACAUCCUCAACAAUUUGCAUGCAAAUAUUGCAUCGUUAUUACUCGCAGUAAUAUACAACCUACUGUGACUCCUAGAAAAAGACACUUCAAGAAAAGAAAAGAUAAAAAGCAAGCCUCCGUUGAAAGUGGCAACAGUACACCCACUUUUGACUAUGUCGAGUGUGAGGUUUUGCAAGAGGAGUGCCUUUUAUCGUUCAGCUACCCUGUUAGAGAGGACAGUGAAGCUACUGGUGUGAAGCAGAAGCAUGGAAGCAGCUCUAUAGAACACUGCAGAACUGUAUUGGUAUUUGAAGCUAGCAAGUUUAGAAAGGCUGUGUCCAACUUAGAAGAAGAGUGUACGAAACAGUAAAAUUGCUUUUUGUUUGCGCAUG